GGGUAUUAGGAGCGGGGGCGCGCACAACGCAGUCUAUAGGUCGGUCUCCGCCGAUUCAACGUUCCGAUAUUCACGGAGUCUCUCCAGAGCUGUGCUCUGCCAAACUAGUGACACAAUAUGAUCAGAAGUCAUGAAAUCCUUACUUGUGCGCCCUGAGAUGCAACAAAACACCACACAGGAACUGUCGAUGUGAGGGAGAGGAACUCUCAAGCCUGGUGAGCUGCCUUGCUGUCAGGCAGAAAUACGAGAACCAUGUUCCUCAGGUAGUACCUGUCCUGCAAGAUGCCUCCCGCUGUGCUGGAUCCCAUGGACAUUUGGGCAGCUGAUACCCAGCUCCCUGCUGAUGUCUCUGUGGACAUCCUCCUUCCCACUGGCAUCUAUGUGCAGAUGGAUGUGCCACGGGAUGCAUCAAUAUCACACAUUAAACAGCUCCUAUGGAAGCAUGCACAGAACUACCCUCUCUUUCAUCUGCUCCUUGAGAUUGACUCCUAUAUGUUUGAGUGCAUCAACCAGACUGCUGUACAUGAGGAACUAGAAGAUGAGACUCGACGACUAUGUGAUGUGCGGCCUUUCCUGCCUGUUUUAAAGUUGGUGUCGAGGAGCUGUAACCCUGCUGAAAAGUUAGAUUCCAAAAUCGGUGUCCUGAUAGGGAAAGGUCUACAUGAGUUUGAUUCACUGAAAGACACUGAGGUGAAAGAUUUCAGGAGUAAAAUGCGAAAGAUCAGCGAGGAAAAGAUCCAUUCAAUGCUUGGUUUGACCUGGUUGGAGUGGUUAAAGUGCACAUUCCCACCUGAACUGGAGCCUUCAGUUCCUGAAAACAUCCAAGACAAGCUUCAUAGUGGAAACAUUGUGGUGGCCAUUCAUUUUGACAGCUGCCAGGAUGUUUUCAGCUUCCAAGUGUCUCCCAACAUGACACCACUGAAAAUGAAUGAGCUUGCUAUUCGGAAGCGCCUGACCAUUCAUGGGCGUGAGGGUGAAGAGGUGGAUCCAGACGAUUAUGUGCUGCAGGUCAGCGGGAGGCUGGAGUAUGUUUUUGGUGACCACCCGUUAAUUCAAUUUCAGUACAUUAGGAGCUGUGUUAUGGAUAGGAAGCUCCCUCGUCUCACUCUGGUGGAGUGUUGUAAUAUUAAGAAGAUGUUUGACCAGGAAAUGAGUGCCAUUGAGCUUGCAGUGAAGAGGAAGCCUUCUGUAGCUCCAUUGCCCUUGCCGCCCAAGACGCGUGGUGCCUCGGUAAUGUCUCAGAGUGUGUGGGAUAUUGUUCAACCCUACAAAAUCACACUGGUAAAGGGCAGCAAACUAAACUCUGAGGACACUGUUGUGGUGCGGGCUGGCUUGUUCCAUGGCACAGAGCUCCUCUGUAAACCCAUCAUGAGCUCUGAGGUGCCAGGAAAGAAUGACCAUGUCUGGAACGAGACACUGGAGUUUGAAAUAAAUGUGUGUGAUUUACCACGUAUGGCUCGUCUCUGUCUGUCUGUCUAUACUGUGCUAGAUAAGACCAAGCCCAGGAAACCGACCAAGACGCCAAACACAAAGUACCAGACCAUAAAAAAAGCUGGCAAAAUGCACUACCCAGUUUCAUGGGUGAAUACCAUGGUGUUUGACUACAAGGGGCAGCUGAAGACUGGUGAACAUAUCUUGCACACCUGGUCAUCUUUUCCUGAUGAACUUGAAGAAUUGUUGAAUCCCAUGGGAACGGUACGGAACAAUCCUUACAUUGAAAACGCUACAGCUCUACAGCUCAAAUUCCAGGAAUACAGCAAAAUGUCUGUGUAUUACCCUCCCUUUGAUAAGAUACUGGAAAAAGCGGCAGAGAUUGCCAGACAAAGUGUCACUUUAACAAUGUCGGGUCGAGGGGGAAAGAAGUUUAAUAUUGAGCUUAAAGAGAUCAUGGAGAGGGACCCAUUGUGCCAGCUGUGUGAGAAUGAAAAGGAUCUGAUCUGGACUUUACGCUAUGACUGCCGGGAGAACUUCCCCUGUUCACUGCCCAAACUGCUGCUUUCUGUCAAAUGGAACAAGCUGGAAGAUGUUGCACAGCUUCAGGCACUUUUACAGAUCUGGUCGAAACUGCCUCCAAGAGAUGCCCUGGAGUUGCUUGAUUUUAACUAUCCUGAUCAAUACGUACGAGAAUAUGCAGUCAACUGUCUGAAGCAGAUGAGUGAUGAGGAACUCUCCCAGUAUCUGCUUCAGUUGGUACAAGUGCUUAAGUAUGAGCCAUUCCUGGACUGUGCACUUUCUCGGUUCCUAUUGCAGAGAGCCCUGGCUAACCGGAGAAUAGGACAGUUUCUCUUCUGGCAUUUAAGGUCUGAAAUUCAUACAACUGCCGUUUCUGUUCAGUUUGGUCUGUUGCUUGAGGCUUACUGCCGUGGGAGUGUUGCCCACAUGAAAGUACUCUCCAGACAGGUCGAGGCUUUGAACAAACUACGCACUUUGAAUGGGCUGAUUAAGCUAAACGCCUUAAAGCUAAGCAGGGUGAAAAGCAAAGAGAACAUGCUUGCAUGUUUGAAGCAGAAUGCUUACCGUGAGGCGCUCACCAACAUCCAGUCUCCGCUGAACCCUAGUGUUACACUCUCAGAGCUUGUUGUAGAAAAGUGUAAAUAUAUGGACUCCAAAAUGAAACCAUUGUGGAUCGUUUAUAACAAUCGAGGCUUUGGAGGUGAAUCUAUGGGAAUCAUCUUCAAAAAUGGAGAUGACCUAAGGCAGGACAUGUUAACCCUCCAGCUACUGCGUCUGAUGGACAUGCUAUGGAAGGAGUCUGGACUUGACCUGAGAAUUGUGCCUUAUGGAUGUCUGGCAACAGGGGAUCGAUGUGGUAUGAUAGAAGUUGUGUCUGCGGCAGAGACUAUUGCUGACAUCCAGCUGAUUGGCUCCAAUCUUGCAGCUGCAGCUGCCUUCAACAAAGAUGCUCUGCUGAACUGGAUUAAGGAGUUCAACUCAGGGGACGAUCUUGACAGAGCAAUUGAAGAGUUCACCUUGUCCUGUGCUGGCUACUGUGUAGCGACUUAUGUGCUUGGUAUUGGAGACAGACAUAAUGACAACAUCAUGGUCAGAAAGACUGGGCAGCUUUUCCACAUUGACUUUGGCCAUAUUUUGGGAAACUUCAAAUCCAAGUUUAAAAUUAAGAGGGAGCGUGGUCCCUUUAUUCUCACCUAUGAUUUCAUCCAUGUCAUCCAACAAGGAAAAACAGGGAAUACAGAGAAAUUUGGCAGGUUCCGUCAGUGUUGUGAGGAUGCUUACCUUAUCUUGCGCAGGAACGGGAACCUCAUCAUCACUCUUUUUGCUCUCAUGCUGACAGCAGGACUUCCAGAGCUGAGCUCUGUGAAAGAUAUUCAGUAUGUAAAGGACUCUCUGGCCCUUGGGAAAACAGAGGAUGAAGCACUUAAGCAAUUCCGACAAAAGUUUGAUGAAGCUCUAAAAGAAAGCUGGACGACCAAAGUGAACUGGAUGGCUCACACUGUCCGUAAAGAUUAUAAGGCUUAAUGGAGCAGUUUAUGCCAACACUUGCCUAUUGAGUAUUUCACACACUAGCUCCAGGGAUGCGCUAGAUUAAUGUAUUUAUCUAGAGGAACCUGUGCCACAGUGGACUUACAACUGCAGUCCAGAAGUUGUGAUACGCCUGUGUUCACCGAGAGUAAGGAAAGGUCGAGACAGAAGGCAGAUGUCUUCUGUUUUUGGACUCCAUUCUUAAUGAGUUGAUUCUGCUGCUUUCUCAACUGGGAAGAUUUGCACAAAGGGAUGUUACACUGGUCCAGUAGUCAUUAAGAAAUACCUUCAAGGAAGAGAAUCACUGCCUUUUUUUUUUUUUGACUCAGCUUUUGCACACAUUAUCGUCUGAUAUUUCAAUUAGAAAAAGUAUGUUUUUUUCCUAACCACAAGGCACAAGAACUCAGGAGUUCAGGACAUAUUUUUUUUUUAAAUUUCAGACUUCCUUAGUACUUUGUAAUAGUUUAAGCCCUGUCCAUAGCACCGCAUCUAACGCAGACCAAACAAAAAUGAGUCCGUUUGUAGGUUAACAGUCUUGUUUACCUCUCUAAUAAGUCUUCUAGGCGCCACAUACAGCUAGACUGGCAAUUUCAUUUUACUAAUCUCCAGUUUGUGUUCAGAUCAGCCAUGACCACAUUCCAUGUUGCACUGUUGGGUGUGUUUAUGUGGAAUACUUGGCUUCCUAAUAGCAGAUGUCUUCCUCUGUAUUCCGCAUCACUUGUUCAUUGGGCUUUCAUGAAUACUAUACCACAGAAAUCUUUAUGACCCUUCCUUCAUACACUAAGGUUGAAUGGUAUCUGUAGAACAUGUCAUCGUAUUAGACUGUUUCAAGGCAUUGAAUUAAAGAGAGCUUACAGUUGUCUCUGGCAGCUCAAAUGUUAAUUGCCACUGUUCAAAAAAAGUGUAAAAGGAUGCAGCCAUGUUGAAUUUCUUUCCCCUUUUGAAAUGGGGUUUUGGGCAGACAGAGUUACUGAGUUACUUGACAUCAAUGUGCAAUGCAGCAGACCAAUGUUUAGUCAGCUGCUAAUGGAAUGGAUGAAUGUGUAUGCCUGGAUAUUUCUACUAAAACUGAAUUGUCUGAUUUGCACCUGAAAGUAUAAAGUAUAUUAUCAAGGUGAAUAAAGCAAGGUAGAAAGAAAAGUACUAUUUAUUCCAUGCUUUUAUUUUUAUUAUGUUUUUUAAACAGGAACAUUUUUAUGAAAUUCCAUCGGGAGUUACAAACUUUUUCCAAUAUUUAUGAAUGUUCCUGAGAAUGUGUCUUCCUGGUAGAAGACCAAACUCUUCGCUACAACAGAAACUGUGUUUAGACAGAGAUGCUCUAAGACUUGCAAAGACCCCUGCAGGUCUUUUUUCCUGCUUACUACUUGUCGUUGGAAACCAACAAAUAAUGUGUUACACUGGAAGCUAUAAAUAUGUAUAUGAUGCCUCAGAUUAAAAAGCUAUUUUAAAAUGCAAAUUUUAAUGAUUUUACACUGUAAGAAGGGCAUGUGGCCUUCUGAAUUAGACUAAUAAAAAUGCUGUGUAAAAUGUCUGGA
This is a messenger RNA of Bombina bombina (fire-bellied toad), 5015 nucleotides long. It is a transcript of the gene PIK3CB, whose product is annotated as phosphatidylinositol-4,5-bisphosphate 3-kinase catalytic subunit beta. The record is from RefSeq and is a predicted model, not a curated record. Bases 283 to 3477 code for a protein of 1064 amino acids. Gene Ontology annotation, molecular function: 1-phosphatidylinositol-4-phosphate 3-kinase activity; 1-phosphatidylinositol-3-kinase activity. Gene Ontology annotation, biological process: phosphatidylinositol-mediated signaling; phosphatidylinositol 3-kinase/protein kinase B signal transduction; cell migration. The transcript is spliced from 25 exons. Lineage: Eukaryota; Metazoa; Chordata; Amphibia; Anura; Bombinatoridae. Gene Ontology annotation, cellular component: cytoplasm; plasma membrane; phosphatidylinositol 3-kinase complex.